UAGAAACGUCUGUGUCUGUACAUAAAGUAAAUCUAUUCACUGGUGUAAAUGUGUUCCAACUAAUCCCAUUCUCGCUCUGUAAGUUGUUCUUAUUGUCCCUUUCGAAGAAUAUGCGCUAAAAGAGGCAUAAAUUGUGGUAAUUUUGGCUAUAUUUGCUGUGUUGAAUCGAAAUGUAUUGAUUUUUCUGCUCAACUCUACCUUUUUCUAGUGUAGUCUCGCGCGCUGUCCAACCCCGUGGUGCUGAAAUGAUUCUCCCGCAUUUGCUGUGAUAGAGAUUCAGUGGGCGGGUACUAUAAAGAGGCGAGAUGUGAUUGAUGCGCCAUAUCGCCAAUCAAAACGCAGGAAUCGGGGAUUCGUUAACACGUUAAACCACUGGAAUCAUGUGCUGGGAGGGGGGCGAGUGCUGGAUCAGGAGCGGCUGAAGGGUGCGGGACAAUGUUGUAGCCUGUUAAAGCAAAAAGUGCCUUAUGUUUGGGACCGAAAGAUCAUUUAAUGAGCCCGAGCGGUCCCGUAUGAAGCGGGCGGCAGGUCUGGAGCUCGUUGAGGCGAGAAGCUGCUCGGAUUAAUAGCUACUUAUGCUGCGGCUUUGCGCCUGGUCUUGAGCUCUGCGGCAGGUGAUGAGCUGAACCGGGCCGGGUCGCCCUUAUGGAUCGGCAGUAUGGAUGCUUUCAGUUUCCCCUUUAACAGUAGCGGCCCGGACAGCAAAAACGGUGAUGAAGCCGCAGAGCGCCGGCCGGGGGCUCGUUUCCUCGGAUUUGGUCCUGCUGCGGCGGCAUCCCCGUCCGGAGCCGGAUACUGGACCGCCGUGUUCGAUUACGAAGCUACCGCCGAGGAUGAGCUCAGUCUGCGGAAGGGGGAUCGGGUAGAGGUGUUGUCCAAGGACUCGCUGGUGUCCGGGGAUGAGGGGUGGUGGACAGGUAUGAUCGAGGACCGGGUUGGUAUUUUCCCAAGUAACUACGUGAGCAGUAACGGUAUCUCGGAGAAGAUCCGGGACACGCCGGAAGACUACGGUGAUUAUUCGGUGCCUCAGUUACACUUGCUCCAGAUAGAUUUCAAUGAAUUGGCCCUGGAGGAAAUGAUCGGUGUCGGAGGUUUUGGAAAAGUGUACCGUGCCAUUUGGAAAGGGAGUGAGGUGGCGGUGAAAGCCGCUCGACGGGACCCCGAUGAGGACGUGUCACAGACGUUGGAGAGCGUCCGUCAGGAGGCCAAGCUCUUUGCCAUGCUGACACACCCCAACAUCAUGGGCCUUCUGGGAGUGUGCCUGCAGGAGCCCAACCUCUGCCUGGUCAUGGAGUACGCCCGUGGCGGGCCGCUCAACCGGGCCCUGGCUGGGAAACGCAUCCCUCCACACACGCUGGUGGACUGGGCGGUACAGAUCGCACGUGCUAUGCUCUACCUGCACUGCCAGGCCAUCGUACCCGUCAUCCACAGAGACCUGAAGUCCAGCAACAUUCUGAUUCUGGAACGUGUUGAGAACGAUGAUCUGAGCAACAAGACUCUGAAGGUGACAGAUUUCGGUUUGGCACGAGAGUGGCAUCGGACCACAAAGAUGAGCGCGGCGGGGACGUACGCCUGGAUGGCCCCUGAGGUCAUCCGCUCUUCGACCUUCUCCAAGGGCAGUGAUGUUUGGAGUUAUGGAGUUUUGUUGUGGGAGCUGCUGACAGGAGAGGUGCCGUUUCGUGGCAUUGAUGGUCUGGCGGUAGCUUACGGUGUGGCCAUGAAUAAACUGUCCCUGCCGAUCCCCUCCACCUGUCCUGAGCCAUUUGCUCGGCUGAUGGAAGACUGUUGGAAUGUGGACCCUCAUGCUCGACCCCCCUUCACCAGUAUUCUAGACCAGCUGACGGCUAUCGAGGAGUCGGGCUUCUUUGAAAUGCCAGCAGAAUCCUUCCAAUCCCUGCAGGAUGACUGGAAGCUGGAGGUUCAGGAGAUGUUCGACCAGCUCAGAGCCAAAGAGAAGGAGUUGAGAUCCUGGGAGGAGGAACUGAGUCGUGCAGCGCUACAGCAGAAGUACCAGGAAGAGGCUUUAAGGCGGCGGGAACAGGAACUGGCGGAAAGAGAAAUUCACAUCCUGGAGCGAGAGCUUAAUGUCAUCAUUCACCAGCUGUACCAGGAGAAACCACGAGUGCAAAACCGUCAUGGAAAGUUCCGGCGCAGUCGACUUAAACUGCGUGACGGGAAUCGCAUCAGCCUGCCUUCUGAUUUCCAGCAUAAGAUCACAGUCCAAGCGUCUCCUUCUUUGGACAGGAGGCGGAGUCUCCUGGGCAGUAACUCCACCCCUCCAAACAGCCCCCCUGUUUUGCCACGCCUUCGAGCGAUCCAGUUGGCCCCUGGGGUCGGAUGUCAAGCCUGGGGUCGUAAUGCUGCAUUCCAGUAUGAUGAAGAGGAGGACAGGAAGACUUCACGCAAGAAAGGGAGAACGCAAAGAGAACACAGUGCUGAUGAGAGUUUGAGGACUCCUAAAGAGGGCAGUCGGCAGCGUUCCUGCAGCGCUCCAAACCUGCGCCGCUCCCCCAGACACAGUCCUGCUAUACCUGGAGUGUGCAGCCUGGCAGAGACUGAAAAUGAGGACUGCUGCUUCCCAUCAGAGUCAGCUGACUCUCCUGGCCAAUCAUACCUCUGCAUCCCGUUCCACAGGGAUGGAUCCGACAGUUACAGCAUGGAGAGCAGCACGACUGGAAUGGCUUCUGAUGCUUCCCCCAGUUAUACGCGGCGGAGCCCCAGUGGAAGCCGUAGAUCAGAGCUGGUGUUGCUGGGCUGUGGGGCGGCUCUGGCCGCUAUCGGUUUUGGUCAUAACUUACUAGACCUUGUGCGUGUGGAAGAGAGUGUGCGUCCACGAUGGGAAGGGCUGUUUCACCGCACCGGGGGUCAAAGUCGUGGCGCUAGCCCACCCACACGCAAAAUCUUCAAACGUGAAAGCCCCCGUCGCCCUCCCCCUCUGCCCACGUCCCUCACACUCCUGUCUCUCUCAUCUGUGUCUGAUUGUAACUCAACCCGUUCUCUCCUGCGCUCUGACAGUGAAGAGCUGCUCGUGCUACGCCCACCAACACCCCCCACCCUCCCUGGACACAAUCCGCCUCCUCUGAACCCACUGGUCAACACCCACCUGGAGAGCUUUAAACGGCACCCUCGACAGUCACUCACACCCACACAUGUGCCCUCUGCACCCAGUGCAGCCUGCAGGCUUCGUCGCACACCUUCAGAUGGCGCAAUAAAGACGGGGUGCAGUCCCGGCCAUAACAACCACAAUCCCACCCCUACCACACCCUCCAAAACAGUGACUCCGUGGACCUUAAGUGAGGACCCCUCGGAGGUGCCCCGUCUUCCUGAUCCGAAUCUCAUCUUCCCACCUACGCCACGACGCCGCUUCCAACCUGAGCGUCCCAAGACUCUGGACUUCCUGGCUAGGCCCCGCCCUUGUCCAAGAGCACGCUGUGGAUCCCAGUGGGGCGAAUCUCCUGCCCACACGUCCAGCACUGAAACCCCGUCCACUGUGGAGUUUGGAGGAGGUGUGGUCGUCUUGCCCACUCCUAUGGAACCACCAACCCCCUGUUCCCCUUGGGUGAAUGACAGCCUUUUGGACCAACAGGAUGAAGGACAGUACAGGGACGGGACAAGGCCUCUUUCAUCAGAUCCCAGAGACUCACCUUACAGAGUGCGACAAGGGUUCUGCUCUUGAUUUCAUCCCUUCAAACUUAUUAAUGUCACUCACAAAUUUAGACCCACUUGCUUUCAGAUGUAGCACUUACACCAUCAGAUUAAUCAAGGGGGAGUUCUGGAUACCCUGGUGAAGAAAACAUGCUUAAACCAGCCUAAGAUGCUUUGCUUGAGGAUUAAGCUGGUCUUAGUUGGUUUAAGAUAGUCGCUCAGCCUGGUCAAGCUAGCUGGGUGGUCAGUUGGUUGCCUAAGUGCCCAAAACUCCUAAUAAACUAGCCAACAGACCAACUUGACUGUACUGGAAGACCAGCAAGCCAGUUUAGGCUGGUUUGAUUCUUUCCCCCCCUUUUUUUCAACAGGAUAUAUAAAUACUUAUUAUAUUAGGAACUGAUACCUUACUGAUAAGGAAUAAUUACCCAGCAUAAACCAAAGGUACUUGGUUUUUGCAUAAUCCAGAUGCUUUUCUGGUCUAAACCAUCUUCAGUUCAAUAUUAGAAGUAUUCAACAAAUAUAUACAGUCCUACACUGCAAAAAAUGAAUUUCUUCCUCAAUAUUUUUGUCUCGUUUUACCAGUACAAUAAGCAUUAUUAAAUCAAGAUACACUUGAGAAGCAGAAUUACUUCAAAUAUUAAAGGAUUAGUUCACUUCAGAAUUAAAAUUUUCUGAUAAUUUACUCACCCCCAUGUCAUCCAAGAUGUUUGUCUUUCUUUCUUCAGUCAAAAAGAAAUUUAGGUUUUGAGGAAAACAUUCCAGGAUUUUUCUCCAUAUAGUGGACUUAAACGGGGUUCAGCGGGUUAAAGGUCCAAAUUUCAGUUUCAAUGCAGCUUCAAGGGGCACUACACGAUCCCAGCCGAGGAAUAAGGGUCUUAUCUAGCGAAACUAAAAAAAAAUUAAAAUUCAUAUACUUUUUAACCACAAAUGCUAGUCUUGCACUAGCUCUGCAAUGCGCCACGCUUUGCGUAAUCAUGUUGGAAAGGUCAUGCGUGACGUAAGCAGAAAUGCCAAGCAAGUGUUUUAAAAGAUUUAAACAUCCAGGUUACGCACACGAAAGGACAAUUUUAAACAAUAAUCUAACACAAAGACACAUAAAUAUGUGUCAUUCAUAAUACAACAACUUUUGAACGGUCCUCCUUCUCUACACUAUUGUAAACACUGGAUCGGUACUUCUGCCUAAGUCACACGUGACCUUUCCAUUAGAGCUAAUGCAAGAUGAGCAUUUGUGGUUAAAAAGUUUAUUAAUUUUUAAAAAAUUUUAGAAAAUGAGCGAUCGUUUCGCUAGAGAAGACCAGAUAAGAGCCCUUUGAAGCUGCACUGAAACUGCAAUUUGGACCUUCAACCUGCUGAACCCCGAUUAAGUCCACUAUAUGGAGAAAAAUGUUUUCCUCAAAAACCUUAAUUUCUUUUCCACUGAAGAAAGAAAGACAUGAACAUCUUGGAUGACUUGAGGGUGAGUAAAUUAUCAGGAAAUUUUAAUUCUGAAGUGAACUAAUCCUUUAAAUCUGAAAAUUGGUCAAAACUAAGCGACUAGUUGAAAGGGUUUAUUUUUCUUACCCUGUUGGCAGAAUGUUUUUUCUUGUUUUAAGUGUAAAGUCACUUAAUUUUGAUAUAUUUUUUUCAGGAAAACAAAACUUGUUAUCUCAUGUCAUUUUGCUUCUCAAAUAAUUGUAUCUUGAUUUAGAAAUGCUUAAAUAUUUAUACAAGAAAACAAGACAAAAAUUCAGAUGCAGUGUGGAGUCCAAUAGUGUGUCUUGAUAAGCUAAUCUUCAGUAUACACUUCUAUUCAUCACCAGGCGUAAUAAGCUAUCGAAUAAUAAUACAAUCCAGAUGCUUCAUUAAUGGCCAGACUGAUUUCUGAGUGCUUUAGAAAAGUACAGGGUCUGUAGCUGUGAUCUUUAGAGACAUUUAUCAGGACAAUUUUUUUAUUUGCAAACUUGUUUUUUAUUCAUAUUGAGUGUAUUAUCUCAGCUGUCCUGCUGCGCUGUAUUGACUUCCUCUCUGUAUGUACACACGUCUGCAUGUUUAUGGUAGAUUUAGCUUUCUGAACAUGGUAGCCUACUGGGUUAGAUGGAGAACAUUGGACAGUUUAUUUCUACAACUCUGUGGAGUUUUCAGGUUUUAUUUGUCAUACAUGAAUGAGAUUGUACACCUUUAGAAGUGCUUUUUCCGGUCUCAUGAAUGUAUAGUUCUUCUGUUAUACUUCCAUUCGAGAUCACUGAUUGUUCUGUGGUUUUCACUGUAGCAUGAAACACAUUGUCUUUCACAAAUAAUAUGCUUGUUUAGUGACAUCUUCACCAUCCAAACUACCAGAAUUAAACAUGAGGGAACGUCUUUAAGAGGAAAGUUAGAAUUUUUUGGCUCUAAGUUUGCAGCUAUACAAUAGUCAGGUACAUUACUGCAGUUUUCCGGUGUUUGUGCAUGUGCAGUAUGUGUGAUGUGUGUGUGUGUGUGUGUGUGUGAUUCAGUGUAACUGAUGGGUUCCAAAGUGAAUGUGCAUUGAAUUUUGUUGGAGAUUUUUGAGAAUGUUGAAUUUGUUUUGCAGGUUUUUUAGUAGCAUUUUGUGCAAUAUUUUUUAUGUUUACACAUAUUUAUUUCUUUAAAUUAUUUUUAUAUUUUUCACAUUUUUAUUAUUUUGUGAUGAAAUUUAUUAGGAGCAACAUUCCUGUCUGGAUUUUUGGACAUGUUCAGACAAGAAGAGGUGAACAUUUUUUUGCACAUGUUUACAGCAUCGUUAUCCUCUGUCUCUCAUUCCAAUCUUUCAUCUCUAUACCGGCAAAAACUUCCUCUAGAGACAAAACAACAUUUAGAGCCAAAACACAGAAGGGCUUGUGUCUCUCUUCCCCUUUCUGUCACUUGAUACCAGAUUUUGAACUUUUGUCAUGCAUACAACAAAAUGAACUAGCAGUGUAAAAUUCAGAGUCCUGAAAUUUGGCAAGUUGGCUGAGGAGGAACUCUCACUUCAUUCCAUCAGGAUGUGGAAUAGGGGUGUAUUUUUUCUGGCUUAAAGGAAUGUGUAGCUAUCAUCAAGAGCAUCUGCUGCCAUUUAUCAGCACAAUAACUGUUGUCCUGGAGAGCAGGUGUUUUGGGUUCAGAAGCUGCUGCUAUGAAACUUGUACUUGCACCCGAGCACAUUAGACUUGUGUAAGAGCUCGAUUAAAGCCCUGAAAUGCUGA
Messenger RNA from Ctenopharyngodon idella (grass carp), 6824 nucleotides. It is a transcript of the gene map3k9, whose product is annotated as mitogen-activated protein kinase kinase kinase 9. The coding region runs from base 659 to 3676 and encodes 1005 amino acids. Lineage: Eukaryota; Metazoa; Chordata; Actinopteri; Cypriniformes; Xenocyprididae. Gene Ontology annotation, biological process: protein phosphorylation. The record is from RefSeq and is a predicted model, not a curated record. Gene Ontology annotation, molecular function: protein binding; JUN kinase kinase kinase activity; ATP binding. The transcript is spliced from 11 exons.